This is a messenger RNA of Lagopus leucura (white-tailed ptarmigan), 2052 nucleotides long. RefSeq names its product MNAT1 component of CDK activating kinase (gene MNAT1). Gene Ontology annotation, molecular function: cyclin-dependent protein serine/threonine kinase activator activity. Gene Ontology annotation, biological process: regulation of transcription by RNA polymerase II; nucleotide-excision repair; positive regulation of cyclin-dependent protein serine/threonine kinase activity. Gene Ontology annotation, cellular component: transcription factor TFIIH holo complex. Bases 43 to 993 code for a protein of 316 amino acids. The transcript is spliced from 8 exons. NCBI's taxonomy places the organism in Eukaryota, Metazoa, Chordata, Aves, Galliformes, Phasianidae. The record is from RefSeq and is a predicted model, not a curated record.
GAGGAGGAGGAGGAGGAGGCGGAGGCGGCGGCAGCAGCAGCCAUGGACGAGCAGGGCUGCCCGCGCUGUAAGACCACUAAGUACCGCAACCCCUCCUUGAAGCUGAUGGUCAAUGUCUGCGGGCACACGCUAUGUGAGAGCUGCGUGGAGCUGCUGUUUGUGAGAGGGGCUGGGAACUGCCAUGAGUGCGAUACGCCGCUGCGGAAGAGUAACUUCAGGGUGCAGCUCUUCGACGAUCCUGCUGUUGACAAGGAAGUGGAAAUCCGUAAGAAAGUGCUGAAAAUAUACAAUAAAAGAGAGGAUGACUUUCCCAGCCUAAGUGAAUAUAAUGAUUUCCUGGAAGAAAUAGAAGAAAUAGGUCUUUCCAAUAUUUAUGCAGUGUUUAACUUGACUAACAAUGUGGAUUUGGAGAACACUAAAAGGAAAAUGGAGCUGUACCAGAAGGAUAACAAAGAAGUCAUUCAGAAAAACAAGAUAAAACUGACCCGGGAGCAGGAAGAGUUGGAGGAAGCUUUAGAGGUGGAACGACAGGAGAAUGAACAAAGGCGACUGCUUGAACAGAAAGAGGAACAGCUACAACAGAUGAUGAAAAGGAAGAAUAAACAAGCACUCUUGGAUGAACUGGAGAGCUCCAGUCUUCCUGCUUCGCUGCUUUUGGCCCAGCAUAAAGACAGAUCUACUCAGCUAGAAAUGCAACUGGAAAAACCCAAACCUGUCAAACCAGUCACAUUUUCCACUGGCAUCAAAAUGGGUCAGCAUAUUUCGUUAGCUCCUAUUCAGAAGCUGGAGGAAACUUUGUAUGAGUACCAGCCUCUGCAAGUGGAGACAUAUGGACCACCAGUUCCAGAUCUUGAAAGUUUGGGAAGACUUGGGUACCUGAACCACGUACGAGCCGCUUCUCCACAGGAUCUUGCUGGGGGCUACACUUCUUCUCUUGCGUGCCACCGAGCCUUGCAGGAUGCUUUCAGUGGUCUCUUCUGGUUCCCCAGUUAGCCAGCGUGCACCAGCUGCAAUAAGGGGAUGCUGGAUGAGAUGAGGAGCAAGUUAAGGCGGCAGAGGUUGGUAAAAUUGCUGCCAUUGCACAAUGGCUGAGCUGCAGUCACUUCUCUGUGUAAAACCAGCUCUGUUUAAGUGCUAAAGGAAAAAAAGAAGACUGCACGAGGGCUUUGUAAAAUGGUAGAUACAUUUUUGUGGAGUGGGAAGCUCGUUAGUCAUGUGGCACUUUGCUGAGGGAGGCUGAAGCAAUAAGCCACAUCUAAUGGAAGAUGUGAAUAACUCAGCUGUGUAUGUUUGAGGUUUAAAAAAAAAAUACACUUGUAAAUUUCUUUAAAUAAAGCCAGACUUUUUUAUUAAAGUUCGUGGUUUAACUCUUAUUGCAGGGUUUUAUUUGCACAAGCAUUUAAAUGCCAUUUUGAUUAUAACAUUUAGUGUCAACAUUCGAGCCUACGUUUUCUUCCCAUAAAAUUGGCUUCCCCAGUUCAGACAAGUGGGUUUUUCCUCCUGCCAGCGGGAUGAGACGAGAAACACAGGAACUGUGCUGACACGACUCUUGUGUAGGAUCCUUCCUGAUGUCACUUGGUUGUUACCUUUGUCUGGAGAACAAGCAAAGUUUGAGCUGAAAGUCCUUCUGCUGUGUUCCUCUCAAGCGGUCAGGGAGACCUGAAUAUGCUGCCGGUUCCUCAAAGCAGUCACAGUGGGUUUUGUUUCCUUAGCUAUGUUUGCACCUUCUGUGUCAAGUGUGCAGGAGCUUCUUUUGGCAGGAGCAUCCUCCCUUUGGCUGUAGGGAUGAACCUGGCCACUCGGUUUGCUGCUUUCGUGUAUCCCUUCCCCUCGCUCAAGCUAAUUGCAGCAGGAGCAGGGUGCUGUCUUGGGAUGCUUUUUCCACGGAUGUGUAUAAAUUGCAGAAGACUGGAAACCAUUCAGGGCAAUGUAGAGUAAAGCCUGGACCACGUUUUAUAAGUCAUCCCCAAAUAGUUGUUGAAUACUGCUCUGAGGAGCGUGCUGACUGAAUGUAUUUUUCUCUGAGUUGUAAUAAAGAGAAGAAUAAGCUCC